Molecule: messenger RNA, 543 nt
Organism: Homarus americanus (American lobster)
Lineage: Eukaryota; Metazoa; Arthropoda; Malacostraca; Decapoda; Nephropidae
Exons: 1
Coding region: 1-543 (180 amino acids)
Source: RefSeq, a predicted model, not a curated record
AUGUAUCUAGUACGACAGGGACAGGCUUUUAGAGAUGACGAGACGGCCUCCAGUGAAAACCAAGGCAACUUCCUUGAGUUGGUGAAAAUGUUUGCCCAGUAUGAGAGUGUCAUGAAUCUGCAUUUGGAUGCGGUAAAAAAAAAAAAAGCCUCUCAGAAAAGGGCCCAAGUGUCAUCGUUGUCAAACAGAACCCAGAGUGACAUAAUAAAGGCGUUGGGCACCUACAACAGAAAGGAAAUACGCAAGAAAAUCAAAGAGGCAGAAAUUUAUUCCAUCUUGUUAGACGAAACCACCGAUAUCUCUCAUCAAGAAACAGUCUCAUUUGUUGUGCGAUUCUUACACGAAAUGGAGAUAAAGGAAGGAUUAAUUCAGGUCUGCAACAUAGACUCAACCACAGGCCAAGAUUUGGAAUAUGUAGUUAUCUCUCUUCUCCAAGAGAAUGGCUUAGAGUUGGAUAAUAUGCUUAGCCAGUGCUAUGAUGAGGCAGCCAACAUGAGCGGCAUGUACCAAGGGUCUUCAGACCAGGAUCCGCACACACAAUGA